This is a messenger RNA of Carica papaya (papaya), 1960 nucleotides long. RefSeq names its product cytokinin response factor 3 (gene CRF3). NCBI's taxonomy places the organism in Eukaryota, Viridiplantae, Streptophyta, Magnoliopsida, Brassicales, Caricaceae. Gene Ontology annotation, molecular function: DNA-binding transcription factor activity; DNA binding. Gene Ontology annotation, biological process: regulation of DNA-templated transcription. The record is from RefSeq and is a predicted model, not a curated record.
UUUCAGUGUUUUCGUCUCCACCGCAACAGAAAACUCAGCUUCUCACACAAAUCUCACCACUACACUUUCCCAUUCCACUGACUCUCUCUCUCUCUCUGAGAGUUUCACUCAUCAUUUUAUGAAACUCUGCUCCGGGUGACUCUCGGUUUUGUUUUGGCAGAUUUCCUUUUUUUCGCUAGGAAAUCUCUGGAGAAGUAAUUGAUCGUUUUAUGGAAGGUUUCGACCUGUUUCCUUUUUCCCUCGUCCAAGUUAUUUUGUACAAGAACUCUUUGGUUUCUUCUCCUCCACGGAUUUUCUGAUUCUUCAUAUUUUGAGAUCCCUCUGUCUCUGGGAGUCUUCUCUGUUUAGUAUUCUGCUCGUCAAUGGAGAAUAGUCUUUUGUCGUGACCUUUUGCUUUCGAUUUUUGCCUUUUGGUUACUUUUUGGCAGAUUUCUGAUUUGGGUUAUUUUCUGAAAAACGCUACAAGCUUCACUUUGACAAUUCCUUCAACCUUUUUGUUGGACCUCUUUAUUCUUUCUUCUUCACGAGCCUGUCUGCUUUUUUGUUUUUCUUUUUUCCUUUUGAUUUUCCCUCGAUGCGAAUAGAGAGAUUCUGAAAAAAAUUUUACAGAAGAAGAAGAUGAUGAUGAUGGACCAGAGUAUCCUAUGCCCUGUUAAGUACACAGAGCACAAAAACAUCACCAAGAAGUUUGCAAAACCGUCGUCGUUUAACCACAAGGAGGUCACCAAUCAGCACACGGAAGUUGUACACCGAGUUGUACGGAUAUCCAUGACUGAUCACGACGCAACGGACUCCUCCAGCGACGAUGAGGAGGACCCGUUCUUCAGCCGGCAGAGAGUGAAGAAGUUCGUUAACGAGAUCAACAUCGAGCCUAAAAACGACGUCGUCAUUGCCUCAAGUAAGAAGAGGCCCGCCGCCGGUCCUCCCUCUCGUCGCCGGCCGUUAAAGCUUCCCUCGUGUUCUAAGGGAGAAAAUGGCAGGAAGUUCCGUGGGGUACGACAACGGCCAUGGGGUAAAUGGGCGGCUGAGAUUCGAGAUCCCGCAAGAGGUGUCCGGCUCUGGUUGGGAACCUACGAUACUGCUGAAGAAGCUGCCAUGGUGUACGACAAUGCCGCCAUUAAGCUUCGCGGACCAGACGCGUUAACAAACUUCGUCACUCCACCGGCGAAAGAAUCUGAAAAACCAGAGGUUAACACUUCAGGUUCCGGCUACGAAUCCGGCGACGAGUCUCACAACCUAUCUUCUCCGACCUCGGUGCUCAACUUCAGAACCCACUCCACUGACGAAGCCGAACCACAAAAAUCAGCCGAACCGGUUAACGAACCCGAAGAACAAGAGAGCAAGUCUAAUCCUGAACCGGUUCAAAACUCGAGUCAACUCAUGGAUGAAUCGGGUGACUCCAUGCCGAUGGACUUUCCCUUCCUAGACGACUUUUUCAACGAUUCGAUCCCUCCCAUGCCGCUUUUUGACGAGCCAUGCUCCUCGAGUGUGUUCAGUGAUGUGGUCAGUGAUGAGCCAAGUGACAGCGUGUUCCUCGACGCGACUUUUCAUGAUGUCGGCUUCGUCUCGACCUCUUUCGGAGAUUUCGGUACCUCGCCGGCCAUGUUCGGUCAAGUCGACGAUUAUUUCCAAGACAUCGACGAUCUGUUCCUGUCAGAUCCUCUGGUUGCACUAUAAUCGGCUCUUCCACAGACGCGACUUUCUCCAAGUCCCCGCCGAUUUUUCGGCAGAUUUUGUACCGGCCGAGAAAUAACGUUACCGGCCACCUUUUUGCCCGCUUAGUUAUAUUUUAUUUAUUUAAUUUUUGAGAAAAAAAAUAUCUCCGUUAAAACUAACGGAGAAGAAGAAGACUGAGAGUGGAGUUUUGCCCAGUUUUAAGCACUUUUAUUUAUUUUUUAUAUAUUUUUUUUCUUUUUUAGUAUAAAUUAUGGAAAUAAUUAGGCUUUUUAAGGCGUGUAUA